UUGUUUGAUAAUACCGAGAAGAGGGCGGAGGUGGUUUUUCACUCUGUUUUCAUUCAGUCGCUCGUUUGGAAGUAAACGCAGGGAUUCGACACUACAGUUAUAUUUUUAAAUAAAUCCAAGAUGUGCCUCUGCUGCACCACACCUGAAUAGAACAACUGGGUCGUUAGCAAGGCUCUGGAGAACUAAUCUAAAUGAAGAGGAGUUUUUGAACGUUGUGAACACCUCCACCCCUCCUCCUUCCUCUGUGAGUAUCUGCAGGGUGAUGUCGGCUUCCUGUCUUGUGCGCCUGAUCAGGUGCAGCGGUUCUAACAUUGGUCGCAGUGGUUUGCUACAGAAGGCUUUCGAUCCCCUGCCCUUUCAGCUCGAUAGCCACAAAACAAAGUUACCAUUGUUCUGCAGACAAGUUUAUGGACCUUCUGGGAGGCAAUACAGCAACACGCGCUUCGAUCCAGACGGCAGCGGCCGCCUUACAACCUGGGACUCCUUUGGGAUUUGGGAUGAUCGCAUCGACGAGCCCAUUAUGCUCCCCCCUAGCAUUCGCUACGGCAAACCCAUUCCCAAAGUUAGCCUAUCUAAGAUAGGGUGUGCAUCUCUGAUCGGCCAACGCAAGGAGAAUGAGGACCGGUUCCAGGUCUCCCAGUUGAAUGAAAACACCCUGUACUUUGCUGUGUUUGACGGCCACGGCGGCUCAGAAGCAGCCGACUUCUGCGAAAAAUACAUGAAGAAAUUCAUCCAGGACAUUCUGGCAGAAGACAACAAUCUGGAAUCGGCUUUAAAGAAAGCUUUCCUAGAAGUAGACAAAGCUUUGGCAAAGCACUUGCACUUCUAUCCAAAUGGGCCGGGAACGAACGCGGGAACCACCGCCACCGUGGCGCUGCUGAGGGACGGCAUCGAGCUGGUGGUGGCCAGCGUGGGGGACAGUCGCGCCAUGUUGUGCCGCAAAGGCAAGGCUCUUAAGCUGACUGUUGACCACACACCUGAAAGAAGGGAUGAGAAGGAGAGGAUAAAGAAAAGCGGGGGUUACAUCACCUGGAACAGUCUGGGGCAGCCCAACGUCAACGGCCGGCUGGCGAUGACACGCAGCAUCGGAGACUUUGAUCUGAAGAAGAUGGGAGUCAUUGCUGAGCCAGAAACCAAAAGACUCACACUGCAUCAUGUCCAUGACUCCUUUCUGGCUCUGACCACAGACGGCAUCAACUUCAUCAUGAACAGCCAGGAGAUCUGCAACGUCAUCAACCAGUGUCACGACCCCAAAGAGGCAGCGCAGAGAAUAUCUGACCAGGCUCUUCACUACGGUACGGAGGACAACAGCACAAUCAUCGUAGUGCCUUUUGGCGCCUGGGGGAAACACAAGAGUUCAGACGUCAGUUUCUCCUUCAGCAGGAGCUUCGUGUCCAGCGGCCGCUGGGCGUAGCCUGACGCCGCCCGCAUCGACGAGCUGCUUCCUGCAGACUUCGCUAACAUGUGCAAUACAGGCUGUGCUCCCUGGAUGAAUACAGAGUUCAGUUUGUCCUGAUGUUUUUAGAGCAGCUCGAUGUGCAGUUCCCAUGGAAACCGGGGCUGCGAGUUCAUGAUGUGCACUAGAUAUGAAGUAAUCCCUUGUUAUAUAAGGUUUUGUACACAAAUAAUGCAGCAACGUUGUGGUGCUAAAAACAAAGAAAUAUUUGAACGACGGGAAGAAAGUCAUCAGCAAAUUUGUAGUUAUGAUGGACUAUAAAACAUGGGAAAGUCCAGCACUUAAACUUUGAUGCUUGAUAAUCAGU
Messenger RNA from Xiphophorus couchianus (Monterrey platyfish), 1763 nucleotides. It is a transcript of the gene ppm1kb, whose product is annotated as protein phosphatase, Mg2+/Mn2+ dependent 1Kb. Gene Ontology annotation, molecular function: cation binding; protein serine/threonine phosphatase activity. NCBI's taxonomy places the organism in Eukaryota, Metazoa, Chordata, Actinopteri, Cyprinodontiformes, Poeciliidae. The transcript has 8 exons. The coding region runs from base 263 to 1414 and encodes 383 amino acids. The record is from RefSeq and is a predicted model, not a curated record. Gene Ontology annotation, biological process: protein dephosphorylation.